CUAAGCUUUGCCAUCUAGAGUAUUAUUAUUUGAAAAACAAACAAGAAAAAACAAACAAACAUUCACUGGAAGAUGACAAAGAGGAAGAAAAGGCAGGAUGACUUUCAAAAAGUCAAGUUAAAGGUGGGCAAAAAGAAACCGAAGCCCGAUAACGCGACAAACGUGAAUUUCAGAUCAAAAAGUAUCCGCUUACCAGAACAGUUGAAGCGAGAUGAUUCUGGACCCACAACACACAGGCAGCUCAAUAUCAAGGACUUGCUGUCUCAGCUGCACCACUACAACAGUAAUGUAAAACAGGGGGCUCUGGUCGGCUUACGGGAGCUGCUGUCGGCCCACCCUGCCUUGGUGGAGCAGCACGUGUCCAGCAUCCUGAGCGAAGGGGCGGCCCUCUUCACGGACAAGGACGCCGCCGUCCGCGCCGCCGCCGUCAAGCUCCUCCGCUUCGUGGCGCAGUGCGUGCCCGCCGAUCACGUGGCCCCUUUCUUCCCGCUGGUCAGCGCCCACCUGACCUCAGCCAUGACUCACAUCUCCUCGGGCAUUCAGGAGGACGCCCUCAAGGUCCUCGACGUGCUGCUGGAACACUACCCGGCCCUGCUGGCUCAGAGGCACGCCGUGCUCCUCCGCAACUUUUUGGAGCUCAUUUCUCAGCGGCGUUCGGGCGGGGCCGGGGGCGGGGCGGAGAGGGCGGGGAAAGGAGGCUGGGCCCUGACCAUCACCACGACCCGAUCGAUAACAGCGCAGCAGUGGAGACUCACUGUACUACUCAGGCUGGGGCGUUUUCUGCAGGCAGUGGUGGAGGAGAGGCCAGAGGAAGAAGGUGUCACAGGUGGGAGUGGCCCUGACAUGUGGGGCGGAGAAAAGGGAUCGGUCACUCCCCUCGAUGUCAGCUGGGAGGAAAAUAUAUUAGGAAAAGGCGGGGUCCAGAUAUACGAAAAUUCUGGAGCCACGCCCACGGCACGAUCGACCUAUCGGCUCAGGCCGCACUCAGAGCCUGGGACCGGAGUGAGUGAAGGGCUGUGUUCGGCAGAGACGGUGCAGGGCUUCGCGGGGACGCUGGUCCCCUUGCUGUUGGAGGUUUGGGUGGAGGCAGCGGCUGGAGAGAAGGGACAGGCGGAGAGCGGGCAGUUACUUAGUCCUGAGGCCAUGGCUCUAAUGUUCCAGAUCCUCACCAUCCUACAGCUGCUACGCCGCCUAGCACCGCAGAGAGACCAACAGGACCAACUGGAUGCAUGGUUCCGUACCUACUACCUGAAUGACUUCAAACAGCACUUCAUGAGGAACUUCCCCUACGGGACGCUGGAAGUGGCCGGACACAAGAGGAAAGGAGACGCAAAGAGAAUGAGGCAGCAGGUGAUGAGUGGGCCCGUUGCCGGGGGAAACGUGGAGCCGCUAGCUCUGAACGUCACGCUGUGCCAAGUGAUGGUGACGCUCAGCCUCAGGGCCCGGGACCACCUAGAGGGGCAGGACGCAGACUGGCUCGGACCAAUCAGAGGCUUCGUCAGGGAGACACUGACCAAUGGCGGUAAACUGAGCUCCAGACACCUUGGAGCGCUGUUAGAGGUGGUGUGGAGGAUGGUGGUCACGCAGCAAAGCCGCGUGGUGACAGAGGAGCUCCUGCAGGCUGUGUAUGCUCAGUAUCAGCAGAGGAAUCUGUCUCUGCCCGUCCGCACUCUCCUGCUCCGGUUCUUCAGUCGCCUUUACAUACAGGAACAUCAGAGUCAGCCUCACAUUGCCAGGAGCAGGAUCCUGGCCCGCUGGUUGGCCGCGCUGCCUGUGCAGCUAGUGCAGCUGGGAGGCAGGAACCCUCAGCUGUCUGCGCAGAUUCUGCAGACGGUGCAGUCAGCUGCUGCAUGGGGCAACAAAGACCUGCUACACAGCCUGCAGACGCAUGCGUGCAGCUUAUAUGACCCACAGGAGGGCUGCGUGGUGUUGUUGCCGGCCGAUUCUCAACAGCGAUUGGUUCAGAUUCUGUACUUCCUGCCGGCUUUACCCGUGGACCUGUUAGCCUGCCUCAGCCAAAUCUGUAACGCGGGCCGUGUGUCUGCUCACCUGGCCGCCACACUGAUCCGCACAGUACACCUGAGGUCGCCGCUGAGUGGAUGGUCAAAUGGAUCACAAGAUAUGGCAGUAAGGGAUGUGGACUACCUUAGCUUCCUCUUCUCCACUCUAACAGGUUUUUCCUCAGAGGGCUUGAGCAGUCUGCAGCAUGCUGACGAUGAAGGCUUGUUGUCUCCCUCCCCCCUCUCCCCCCUCACCGUGUUCGCUACACCCCUGGAGCAGUUCACACACCACUGGGACGUCGUGGAGGAAGUGUGUCACUGCUUAGAGACGCUGGGGUCACGUUCCCAGUGUUUUGACAUUCUUCAGAACGCCAUUAUCAAGAACCUGUGCGGGUUAGCGGUCGUUCCUGACUGCGUGUGCGCGGCCGUGCUCAGGUGCGUUCCUCGGCUCCUGGAUCCCAGUUUCAUCCCCGGCGACUCGCUGCUCCACUUCCUGUCCGAGUGCUGUCUGAGCAUGCUCAGUCUGUUACUGCAGCUGGAACAGAGCGCCCGCAAGAGGGACGCGGUUUGGGAGGCGUGUUUCGCGUCUAUGAGUACGGUACCACGUCUCUUACGACUAGUCCUGCAGUCGCUGCACGUGGGCGAGCUGUGCGAGGAAGAGCUCCCCCUGCUGGCCCAGAUCCUGUCACUGCUGCUGCAGCACACGCAGCUACGGAACCAAAUGGUCGCUAACGCGGCAGUGCUGCAGCACAUAAUACAGGACCUGACGCGUUGCUGUGGCGGCAAGGCGCGUGAGCAGUGGCUGAGUGACCUGCUCUACUGCUACACGGUGACGGUCGCCGGUCACCGUGCCAGUAUGGGGCUGAGGGACAUGUACUGACCACGACCAAACAGGCUCUGCACCCUUUUACUCAUCCGUUCAGCUCCCUUCUUUUGU
Chanos chanos (milkfish) is the source of this 2937-nucleotide messenger RNA. It is a transcript of the gene tex10, whose product is annotated as testis expressed 10. The coding region runs from base 73 to 2880 and encodes 935 amino acids. Lineage: Eukaryota; Metazoa; Chordata; Actinopteri; Gonorynchiformes; Chanidae. Gene Ontology annotation, cellular component: nucleus; MLL1 complex. The record is from RefSeq and is a predicted model, not a curated record. The transcript has 16 exons.